AUGAUCACUGCUUCUUAUCUAAUUGGGGAUGGAUCCCUACCGCUCAAAAGUUCUUCUACUGCCACAAUUCCCCUGAGUCCACUAUUCCGGAUUGGUUCCACUGUCGCGGGUCCCAGGGAGCAAGAAAUCAAAAAUGCAGUGACAAUUUCACAACCGUCUCGGUUCACUCGCCCCUCGUCCCUCGUCCCUCGUCCCGGCCGCGGUGCCACCUCUCCCUCCGCCUCCGCCUCCGCCUCCGCCUCCGUUGCGGAACCUGUCUUCUGCGCCACCGAGGAAGAUUUCGCCGACCGCUUGGACUUCAUCUACAAAAUCCGUCCCCACCCGGAGCCGUUCAGCAUCUGCCAUAUCUACAAAAUUGAUCAGAAGAGGUUAAGAAAACUGGUAUUCAACCACUACAUGGAACCUUCACAGUGUCAACUUCAGUUGCCUGCUUGGUACUCAAAGCACCCGUUCUUAGCUCAACUGGUGAUACUUCCCACUCCCAGCAUGCUCGAAUGAUGCAAGCAAGACAGUGCAUGAUCACGAGACUGGACUUGGCACUGUUAAACAGGUCUCGAUCUGACUGUGCUGUUAUGCGAAGCUAGCGAACUGUUCAGUCUCCAUGGCUGUAAGAAAGGGAUGGGAUUAAUGGCACACUGGGAAGUCCUUUCUGUAGUGGUGCAUGUUGAAACUGGGUGGGGUGGCAGGUCCACUUGCGCUGGGCCAUGGGAACACGGUGACAUCAGAUUGAUGUGGGCUGGUGGGGCUUCAAUCCUGUGGAAUGUUGAACCUUACUUGUUGGUGCCCUUCGCUCCUAACAUUUCACAUGCCCCUGUCUGCUGAAAAGAUCGAGACUCCCAAGUACAUGUAAUUUCCAUAUGAUAUGCGAGAUGUUUUGUUUCCGUUGCAUGGGAAUUAUGUGGGUCCAAAAGUUUAUUUUUUAA
Molecule: messenger RNA, 923 nt
Organism: Zingiber officinale
Lineage: Eukaryota; Viridiplantae; Streptophyta; Magnoliopsida; Zingiberales; Zingiberaceae
Exons: 3
Coding region: 1-498 (165 amino acids)
Source: RefSeq, a predicted model, not a curated record